GAUUUUUAUCGGCUGCAGCUGCUCCAGUCAAGCCCUGAUGAGUAGUUAGUAGCAGGUACCUCCCCAGUUUCAUUUUUGCAAAGUAUGUGAGAUCCUCUUAGUUGGAAAAGGUUACAUCGCCCACUCAUGAGAAGAAUCUCAUAAGCACAACAUCACUUUCGGUAGCAUCGGACGACGAAAUGAUCGACAUAACGCCCGGCAGUGUCAGCAAUCCUAAUUAUCAGUAUCACUCGGCGUCGAAUGGCGGAAGCGGCGGGGGAAGCCGGGAGGACGGCGUCGGUGGCAACAGCAUGGGAAGCAGCCUCGGUGGGGGAGGAUUGCAUUCCGGCAGUGAUAACACAAUGCGUACAUCGCCCACGCACAGCCGAUUUGGACGGGAUUUUCAUUCGGAUCAUGAAGGAAUCUCGUUUGCCGGUAUGACGGACACAAGUGAUGAUAUUCCCGGCAUUGGUCAGUACGAUGAUUUCCACACCAUCGACUGGCAGCGGGACAUUGCGCGGGAUCGUAUGCGACAUCGGUACAUCGUCAAGAAACGGCAGGAUUCCUUUUGGGAUCUUAUAAAGGGAGCACACGAUGCUUCAUCGGGAUGGGUAUGCGUGUUGCUGGUAGGACUUUUUACUGGAUGCGUGGCCGGUGUUAUCGACAUCGGUGCAAGCUGGAUGACUGACUUAAAGUUCGGCAUUUGCCCACAGGCUUUCUGGUUGAACCGAGAGCAAUGCUGUUGGUCCUCGAAUGAGACCAGCUUCGUCAGCGGUAAUUGUUCGCAGUGGUUCACGUGGUCCGAAAUCCUGGCGUCGUCUCGGGACGGAGUUGGGGCCUACAUCAUAUCAUACUUUUUCUACAUUGCGUGGGCGUUACUGUUUGCUUUGCUCGCCGCUUCUCUGGUUCGCAUGUUUGCACCAUACGCAUGUGGUUCCGGUAUACCGGAGAUCAAAACCAUUCUGUCCGGAUUCAUUAUCCGCAGUUACUUAGGCAAAUGGACGUUAAUCAUCAAGUCUGUGGGUCUGAUACUGGCUGUAUCAACCGGACUCAGCCUUGGCAAAGAAGGUCCAAUGGUGCAUAUAGCCAGUUGCAUUGGAAACAUUCUGUCCUACUUAUUUCCUAAAUAUGGAAGAAACGAAGCUAAGAAGCGUGAAAUAAUAUCAGCCGCUGCGGCAGCUGGAGUGUCUGUAGCUUUCGGUGCUCCGAUCGGUGGCGUACUUUUCAGUUUAGAGGAGGUGUCCUACUACUUCCCGCUGAAAACACUUUGGAGAUCUUUCUUUUGCGCCUUGAUAGCCGCAUUUAUUUUGAGAUCGAUAAAUCCAUUCGGCAACGAGCACUCCGUCCUUUUCUAUGUGGAGUACAACAAACCUUGGAUAUUUUUCGAGCUGGUGCCCUUCAUUGGACUUGGAAUCAUUGGAGGAUGUAUAGCAACACUUUUCAUCAAAGCCAACCUCUGGUGGUGUCGGUUCCGCAAAUACAGCAAACUUGGCCAGUACCCGGUUACCGAAGUUCUGGUUGUGACUUUCAUCACUGCUGUAAUUGCCUAUCCAAAUCAUUACACCAGAAUGAACACCAGCGAACUAAUUUAUUUGCUGUUCAGCCAGUGUGGAAUAUCCAAUAGGGAUUAUCUUUGUGACUACAAUCGUAACUUCACCGAUGUCAACUCAGCUAUUGAAAUUGCGGCUGCUGGUCCGGGCGUGUACAAAGCAAUUUGGCUGCUAACGCUGGCCUUGGUCAUGAAGCUGGUGAUGACGAUCUUCACCUUUGGUAUGAAAGUACCCUGUGGAUUGUUUAUCCCGUCCUUAGCGCUGGGUGCUAUCAUGGGUCGCAUCGUUGGUAUAGGAAUGGAACAGUUAGCGUAUCACUAUCCGAAGAUCUGGAUAUUCUCUGGCGAAUGCUCAACAGGAGACGACUGUAUUACGCCCGGGUUGUAUGCAAUGGUUGGAGCAGCGGCUGUCCUCGGCGGGGUUACCAGAAUGACAGUUUCACUGGUGGUCAUAAUGUUUGAACUGACUGGAGGAGUUCGGUAUAUAGUUCCACUGAUGGCGGCUGCAAUGGCAUCCAAAUGGGUUGGUGACGCUUUGGGAAGACAGGGUAUUUAUGAUGCGCACAUAGCUUUGAACGGGUAUCCGUUCCUGGACAGUAAAGACGAGUUCCAGCAUACGACCCUAGCUGCUGAUGUUAUGCAACCAAAACGUAACGAAACUCUAUCCGUAAUUACUCAGGACUCGAUGACGGUGGACGAAAUCGAGACCCUUCUAAAAGAGACUGAACACAACGGCUACCCGGUGGUCGUGUCGAAGGAGAACCAAUAUCUCGUUGGCUUUGUUCUUCGAAGAGAUCUUAAUCUCGCUAUCGGUAAUAUAAAAAUGUUAUCCCGUAGCCUUCCCACUGUGGGUGAUGAUACUGAUUUCGGUUCAUCAACAGCAAAUGCACGGCGUCUGAUUGAUGGUAUAACUGGCCAGUCGCUGGUGAUAUUCACAUCGGCACAACCGGUACAAAAUCUGGGCCCUUCGCCAUUGAAGCUCAAGAAGAUUCUGGAUAUGGCUCCGAUCACGGUUACCGAUCAGACACCGAUGGAAACGGUUGUGGAUAUGUUCAGGAAACUAGGCCUCCGACAAACGCUGGUGACACACAAUGGUCGUCUGCUGGGUGUUAUCACCAAAAAAGAUGUUCUACGCCAUGUGAAACAGAUGGAUAACGAAGAUCCAAAUACGGUUCUUUUCAACUAGAGGGCUUCCAUUUUUACAUUUCUUCUGUUUUGUUUGUUCAAUAAUGUAUCUUCAUCCAAAUUGGUAUGCACACAGUUAUAAAUCUAUUUAUUAGACACUCACUUUUUGAUUUCAUGUAUGCAAUUGAAAAAAAAACUGAAUCUAUCCUCCUUGACGGAAGGUCAAAUAUUAGGACUGCGUUCCAGGGUACGCUUCUGAAUGCAAUAAAGUUUUACCACUAAAUACUGAUAUUUUACAAUACAACUUAGAUUGAAUUACGUUCGAUUCGAAUCGCCGAAAACUGCUGUGAACAAAAAAAGUUAGAGCAUCGUAUUAUAUAUACAUAUAUUUCUGUUAAAAUAUAUCAUAAUUUAGUGUGAACAACCUCCAUUUGGAAUAUCAUUUAGAAAGCAUCAAGAGUUAAUCGAUACCUUUCGAUCAGUUUAGAAAAUCAGCUGUUUUUGAGUAUUAGUGAGGCAGGUUUAGGCCGUAGUGAAACAGCUCUAUUAGAAAAUUUUAUACAACGUUAGCCGAUUUUGUACUAUACCAUAUUGAAAAGGGAGGGAACUUAACAAAAAAAAAAAGUGCAGACACCGAACAAAGAUGACCAUUUUCGGAUGUUUCGACUUACGUACGUGAUCGGGAAGAUUCGUAUUACCUAAUAGCCUAAAUACAGUACGUUCAAUUAUGAGCAUUUUGAAGUUCAGUUAUAACUCGUGAGUCGAUGGUUGGUUCCACGCGAAUGAUAAUAAAAUGUAUAUUUAUGUAAUAAAGUCGUAUCUUCUUAAA
This is a messenger RNA of Uranotaenia lowii, 3482 nucleotides long. RefSeq names its product H(+)/Cl(-) exchange transporter 5 (gene ClC-c). Gene Ontology annotation, molecular function: voltage-gated chloride channel activity. Gene Ontology annotation, cellular component: early endosome; synaptic vesicle; Golgi apparatus. Bases 180 to 2714 code for a protein of 844 amino acids. Gene Ontology annotation, biological process: transmembrane transport; chloride transport. The record is from RefSeq and is a predicted model, not a curated record. The transcript has 11 exons. NCBI's taxonomy places the organism in Eukaryota, Metazoa, Arthropoda, Insecta, Diptera, Culicidae.